Lagopus leucura (white-tailed ptarmigan) is the source of this 1022-nucleotide messenger RNA. It is a transcript of the gene GBX2, whose product is annotated as gastrulation brain homeobox 2. The record is from RefSeq and is a predicted model, not a curated record. Gene Ontology annotation, biological process: regulation of transcription by RNA polymerase II; regulation of nervous system development. NCBI's taxonomy places the organism in Eukaryota, Metazoa, Chordata, Aves, Galliformes, Phasianidae. Gene Ontology annotation, molecular function: DNA-binding transcription factor activity, RNA polymerase II-specific; RNA polymerase II transcription regulatory region sequence-specific DNA binding. Gene Ontology annotation, cellular component: nucleus.
CCGGCAUGAGCGCGGCUUUCCAGCCCUCGCUGAUGAUGAUGCAGCGCCCGCUGGGAAGCAGCACGGCCUUCAGCAUCGAUUCGCUCAUCGGCAGCCCCCCGCCGCCCGCCCCCGGCCACUUCGUCUACACCGGCUACCCCAUGUUCAUGCCGUACCGGCCCGUCGUGCUCCCCCCCCCGCCGCCCGCCCUGCCGCAGGCCGCCCUGCAGCCUCCGCUGCCCCCCGCGCCGCCCCCGCCGCUGCCCGCAUUGCCCGGAGCCUUCUGCCCUGGGCUGGCGCAGGGCAUGGCUCUCACCUCCACGCUGAUGGCCGCGCUGCCCGGCUCCUUCCCCGCCUCCCCGCCGCGCCCCGAGGCCGCCAGGAAGUUCGCCCCCCCGGGGAACUUCGACAAGGCCGAGGGAUUGCCCCCCCCGGACGGCGGCGGCGGAGACGACGGCAAAACCGGGGGGGGACUGCUGCCCUUCCCCGCUGCCGACGCCGUGCACGCAUCGCUGGCCGGGGCCCUCCGCGGCGGCCCCAAAGACGAUCCCAAAGCGGAGGAGGAGGCGAAGGGCCGCGAGGAGAACUUCUCCAUGGACAGCGACCUCGACUACAGCUCCGACGAGAACGGCCCCGCGCCGGCGGCCCCGCGGGAGGAGGACUGUGGUACCGCGUUGGAGGAAAACCCCCCCAGCGCCGCCAACGCCGCCGCCAACGCCGCGGCCACGGGGAAGAACCGACGGCGACGGACGGCGUUCACCAGCGAGCAGCUGUUGGAGCUGGAGAAGGAGUUCCACUGCAAGAAGUACCUCUCGCUGACGGAGCGCUCGCAGAUCGCUCACGCCUUGAAGCUGAGCGAGGUGCAGGUGAAGAUCUGGUUCCAGAACCGGCGAGCCAAAUGGAAGCGGGUGAAAGCGGGCAACGCCAGCUCCAAGGCGGGGGAGCCCUCUCGGAACCCCAAAAUCGUGGUACCCAUCCCGGUGCACGUCAGCCGCUUCGCCAUCAGGAGUCAGCACCAGCAGCUGGAGCAGGCGCGGCCCUGA